Messenger RNA from Hipposideros armiger (great roundleaf bat), 3288 nucleotides. It is a transcript of the gene FPGT, whose product is annotated as fucose-1-phosphate guanylyltransferase. NCBI's taxonomy places the organism in Eukaryota, Metazoa, Chordata, Mammalia, Chiroptera, Hipposideridae. Gene Ontology annotation, molecular function: transferase activity, transferring phosphorus-containing groups. The transcript is spliced from 4 exons. Bases 70 to 1863 code for a protein of 597 amino acids. The record is from RefSeq and is a predicted model, not a curated record.
GCGCAUGCGUGGUGUGCUGAGUGGCGGGAUACCUGGAAGUUUUCGGCCAGCCGAGGCAAAGGUGGGAUUAUGGCUGCUGCAAGUGCUUCUCCAGGCGUUUCUCUGCGAGAAGCCACUCAGCGAAAGUUGCGGAGGUUUUCAGAGCUGAGAGGCAAACCUGUAGCAGCUGGAGAGUUCUGGGACGUUGUUGCAAUAACAGCAGCUGAUGAAAAACAGGAACUUGCUUAUAAGCAACAGCUAUCAGAAAAGCUGAAAAAAAGGGAGUUACCCCUUGGAGUUCAAUAUCAUGUUUUUGUUGAUCCUGCUGGAGCCAAAAUUGGAAACGGAGGAUCGACACUUUGUGCCCUUCGAUGUUUGGAAAAGCUAUAUGGCGAUAAAUGGAAUUCUUUUACCAUCCUAUUAAUUCACUCUGGUGGCUACAGUCAACGCCUUCCAAAUGCAAGUGCUCUGGGGAAAAUUUUCACUGCUUUCCCUUUUGGUAACCCCAUUUAUCAGAUGUUAGAAUUAAAGCUAGCCAUGUACAUUGAUUUCCCCUCACAUAUGAAUCCUGGGAUUCUAGUUACCUGUGCAGAUGAUAUUGAACUUUAUAGUACUGGAGAAUCUGAGUUUAUUAGGUUUGAUAAGCCUGGCUUUACUGCCUUAGCUCAUCCUUCUAGUUUGACUGUAGGCACCACACAUGGAGUAUUUGUCUUAGAGCCAUUUAAUUGUUUAGAACGUAGAGACCUUGAAUACAGGUGCUGUCAUCGUUUCCUUCAUAAACCCAGCAUAGAAAAGAUGCAUCAGUUUAAUGCUGUGUGUAGACCUGGAAAUGUUUCUCAGCAGGACUUUGCUGGGGGUGACACCACCUCCCUUAUAUUAGACCGUGAGUAUGUCUACACAGAUAGCCUGUUUUACAUGGAUCAUAAAUCAGCAAGAACGUUACUUGCUUUUUAUGAAAAAAUAGGCAUACUGAACUGUGAAAUAGAUGCCUAUGGAGACUUCCUGCAGGCUUUGGGACCUGGAGCAACUGUGGAGUAUACCAGAAACACAUCCAAUGUCACCAAAGAAGAGUCAGAGUUAGUAGACAUGAGGCAGAGAAUAUUUGAUCUUCUUAAAGGAACAUCACUGAAUGUUGUUGUUCUUAAUAACUCCAAAUUUUAUCACAUUGGAACAACCGAAGAAUAUUUGUUUCACUUUGCCUCAGACAGCAGUCUUAAGUCAGAGCUUGGCUUACAGUCCAUCGCUUUUAGCAUCUUUCCAGUGAUACCUGGAUGCUCUGAUAACACAUCCUGUAUCAUUCACAGCAUACUGGAUUCAAGCUGUUCUGUAGCACCUGGCUCCGUUGUGGAGUAUUCCAGAUUAGGGCCUGACGUUUCAGUUGGAGAAAACUGCAUUAUUAGUGGUUCUUAUGUCAUAACAGCAGCUGUCCUGCCUGCGGAUUCCUUUGUGUGUUCCUUAAGCUUGAAGAUGAAUGGACACUUAAAGUAUUCAACAAUGGCAUUUGGAGUGCGAGACAAGUUGAAAAAGAAUGUUAAAACAUUGUCAGAUAUAAAGUCACUUCAGUUCUUUGGAGUCUGUUUUCUGUCAUGCUUAGAUAUUUGGAACCUGAAAGUUACAGAAGAUCUGUUUUCUGGAAACAAGACAUGUUUGAGUUUGUGGAAUGCUCGUAUUUUCCCGGUUUGUUCUUCUCUGAGUGAUUCAGUUACAACGUCCCUAACGAUGUUAAAUGCUGUACAAAACAAGUCACCAUUCAGCCUGAAUAACUACAAGCUGUUGUCCAUUGAAGAAAUGCUUGUUUACAAAGAUGUAGAAGACAUGCUAACUUACAGGGAGCAAAUUUUUCUAGAAAUUACUUUGAGUAGAAAACAGUCUGAUUUAGCUUAAAUAUUGUAUACCAAAUACAGUCUUCUGUAGACUUUUUUUUGUUUCAAUUAAAUGAAUUAAUGAAAAUUAUAUAUUAAUUGCUGUAGCAUAACAUUACUAACAAAAAUACAGAUAAAUCAUUUUUUUGAUAAAAGAAUUAGGAUUUCAAGGCUGUAAGUUAAAAGAUUUUUUUGGAUGUUUAUCACUUCAUUUUUCUUUCAAUAAGAUGGCAUGUGGAACAUUGUUUUGUUACAUGAUACUGUAGUAAUUUUAAAGGUAAUUUUCUAAACAUACCUGUAGAGUUUUUCCAUCUUCUUGGUUUUGGUUCCAACAAAGUUCCAAGUGUUUAUUGGCAGCUCUUUCCUUAAACUUAGGAGCCCUAUUCAGAUGAACUAAUCAAAAUGGCAUUCUGUAGGGUCUCCAAAGCACUGUGGGAAUACUGCAGAAAUAUUUUUUCAGAAACAAAUUCAUAACUGAAAUUUUCAGAUUAAGUCUGCUUAAAAUACUGUGAUUGUCUGAAACUGAUGAAAAAAAUCUGCCUCAUUUAUUGAUCUUAUCAAAAUGAAAAAAAAGGUAUAUGUGUAAUUUUAUCCUUAUAAACUUGAGCACGUAUUUGUGUAUCUCAAAAAUGUUUCCUAAAUUUUCAUCCAUAGGAAAACAUACACAUGCACAAAACUCAGCUAUCUAUGUGGAGGAGAGAGUAGGAAUAACUGAGAUUCACUGAUAAUCUUAUCAAUUCAUUUGGGACAUUACUUUCAUCCUCUCUUAUUAAUCCCUUAGAACUGUUAAAUUACCAGGUGGACGAUUUUACUUUCUGUUUUUUAUUUCCUGUCCAUUCACUCAUGGAGCAGUAAUAUAUAGCCAAAAGAUAGGCAGCAGGAAGGAGCCAGAAGAAUACAAAGACUGAGAAAAUAUACGGAUGAUAAACAGCUUCAAGAAAAUAAAAAUUGGCUGAAUCCCAAAUUAUGCAUCCCUAUUUUGGUAUAAGCACAUAUGUGAAAUGUCUUCAUAUACAAGUCUGAUGAUUAGAUAAAAUGCUUGUCAGAGUUCUGUGUUUUCACAUUAAUAAACUGAAAUAAGAAUGGACCUGUGCCACUUUAUUUAUAUAUUGGCCUAUCCAUAUGAAAAUAGUAAACCAGAAAUGACUUGUCUGCAGCCCUCAAUUAUGAUAUUUGUGGGGUUUUGUUUUUUCUUUUUUCAAGAUUCUUUACAGGAACAAAGUGAAGAUAUAUGGUUGCUAUUGCUUAGCAUUUACUGAUUUACUUGCACAGCUUUCAGAGGAUAUGAUGUGUUUAUCAUGUAUUAAAUGUUCAAUAUGGUAUCUAAGUCUAUAAUCUUUAUAUUUCAUUGUAUAAUCUAAAGUGCCAUGAAUUAUUGAGUCACCAUUUUAUGUGCCACUGAACAAGAAAACACUACCAAUAAAAUAUGACUCUGCUUUCUUUGUUA